AUGGGGAGAGUAUACAAGUACGCUGUGGACGUCGACCUCGUACCAGUUCAACACAAGCUACAGUACCACCCGACUAUAGACGCUAACAACACUCAAGCCAACAUCAUGGUGUACGAGUCAAAGCUCGAAGGCAUCGACCGGAUACGCUUCCAGUUCUGCAUCGUGGAUGAGGCCCAUAUUGUGAAGCGGGUGACCGGUGGUGUGAACAACUUCGUACGCCAGUUCAGCUGGGAUUCCCUCAUCUGCAUCACUGCCCAAGAAGUCCGAACCAACAUCCCACCUGGUGGCUGCUCACUUAACAUACCCUUACAAACCACGAUCCAACGCAAACAUCGAACACAUGAUGAGGUUGACGUCACCGUCUAUAUUCUCUACCUGUUGAGAAUAUUCUGA
Molecule: messenger RNA, 393 nt
Organism: Fusarium proliferatum ET1
Lineage: Eukaryota; Fungi; Ascomycota; Sordariomycetes; Hypocreales; Nectriaceae
Exons: 1
Coding region: 1-393 (130 amino acids)
Source: RefSeq, a predicted model, not a curated record